Aspergillus ruber CBS 135680 is the source of this 1689-nucleotide messenger RNA. RefSeq names its product ribosome-associated complex protein SSZ1. The transcript is spliced from 3 exons. Gene Ontology annotation, biological process: protein folding. The record is from RefSeq and is a predicted model, not a curated record. Gene Ontology annotation, molecular function: ATP-dependent protein folding chaperone; ATP binding. Gene Ontology annotation, cellular component: nucleus; cytosol. NCBI's taxonomy places the organism in Eukaryota, Fungi, Ascomycota, Eurotiomycetes, Eurotiales, Aspergillaceae. The coding region runs from base 1 to 1689 and encodes 562 amino acids.
AUGAGCGCUGAGACCCCCGAGCGUUUCGCCAUUGGUAUCUCCUUUGGCAACUCCUCCAGCUCGAUUGCCCGUCUUACUCCGGAGGGCAAGGCUGAGGUUAUCGCCAACGAAGAGGGAGACCGUCAAAUCCCUACUGUUCUCUCGUACGUCGAUGGAGAGGAAUUCCACGGUACUCAGGCCAAGGCACAGCUCGUUCGCAACUCGCAGAACACCGUUGCAUAUUUCAGAGACUACCUCGGCAAGGACUUCAAGUCGAUAGACCCCACACCCUGCCAACAGUCCGCCCACCCCCAACAGAAUGACUCGACUGUCGCUUUCACCGUCCGCGACACCGCCAGCGAGACCCCUAACACCCUCACUGUUUCCGAGAUUGCUACUCGCCACCUUCUUCGUCUGAAGAAGUCUGCCUCUGACUACCUCGGUAAGGAAGUCAACGCUGCCGUUAUCACAGUCCCUAGCGACUUCACAGAUGCUCAGCGUGAGGCCUUGAUCACUUCCGCCAAGGGUGCUGGCCUCGAGGUUCUCCAGCUCAUUCACGAGCCCGUCGCUGCCGCCCUGGCCUACGAUGCUAGACCCGAAGCCGUUGUGGCCGACAAGCUGGUCGUCGUUGCUGACCUUGGUGGUACCCGGUCCGACGUCUCUGUUCUUGCUUGCCGUGGAGGCAUGUACACGACCCUUGCUACCGCUCACGACUACGAAUUGGGUGGUUCCACUCUGGACAAGAUUGUCAUCGAUCACUUCGCCAAGGAAUUCAUUAAGAAGCACAAGAGUGACCCCCGCGAGGACGCCCGUGGUCUGGCCAAGUUGAAGCUGGAGGGUGAGGCUACAAAGCGUGCUCUCAGUCUCGGUACCAACGCUACCUUGAGCAUUGAGAGCUUGACGGAUGGUAUUGACUUCAGCUCUACCGUUAACCGGACGCGUUACGAGCUUCUGUCCGGCAAGGUGUUCGGCCAGUUCACCGCCCUGAUUGAGCAGGCUGUCAAGAAGGCUGACCUGGAUGUUCUGGACAUUGACGAGGUUAUCCUUUCCGGUGGUACCUCGCACACCCCCAAGAUCUCCCAGUUUAUCCGCAACGCUUUCCCCGAGAAGACUCGUGUCCUUGCUCCUGCGACAACCCCCACCGCCAUCAACCCCUCCGAGUUGGCCCCCAGAGGUGCCGCCAUCCAGGCCUCUUUGAUCUCCGAGUUCGAGACGGAAGACAUUGAGCAGUCCAUCCACCCCGCGGUCACCGUCACCCCUCACCUCCGCAACGCCAUCGGUGUUGAGUUCUCCUCGGGUGACAACCUUGAGUUCGCCCCUCUCUUGAACACCGAGACCGCCCUUCCCGCCCGCCGUGUCGCUCAGUACAACGCCCCUAAGGAGGGUGGAGAUGUCUUCGUGCGCGUCUGCGAAGGUGUCCGCGAGAUCAAGGUCACCAAGCCCGAACCCAAGGCCAAGGAGGAGAAGCCCGCCAAGACUGAGGAGGAUGACGACUCCGACUUCUCGGAUGAUGACGAAGAAGAGGAGACCCGCGAGGUCAUCUGGAAGACCGAGAAGCCUGUUGCUGAGCUUGCUGUCAAGGGCGUCAAGGCCAACGGCAAGAUUGAGCUCAUGGUCCAUGUCAACGCCGACCUGGGUCUGCAGAUCACCGCCCGGGAAGUUGGGGGCCAGAGUGCCGCCCGGGGUGCUGUUGAGGCUCCCAAGGCUUAA